This is a messenger RNA of Dreissena polymorpha, 3110 nucleotides long. RefSeq names its product DNA damage-regulated autophagy modulator protein 2-like. The record is from RefSeq and is a predicted model, not a curated record. The coding region runs from base 395 to 1453 and encodes 352 amino acids. The transcript has 9 exons. Lineage: Eukaryota; Metazoa; Mollusca; Bivalvia; Myida; Dreissenidae.
AAUAUGUUUCGAAGGAUGUUUAUCGCAUCGAUUAGUUUUCGUUGCGUUUUAAUAGAUUAAAUCAGCAUUCACGUUUUGUGAAAAUGCGUAUGUAAUAUGCAGUGGGUAAUAUCAGCAUUUCAGUUUCGUAAAAUUGCUAAUAAUAAUAAGUACUAAUCGUGUUUUUUAUUUUGAAACUAUAGUUGCGAUUCAGCUCUGUAUUUGAAGUGUUCAAAUAUUAUUUGUAGGAGUUAGCUUACAUUUUUGAGUUUGCAGUUUUGAUACAAUAUGACUUGAAUGCAGAAUCUAUUUGUGAUUCGUUCAACUGGAAAGCGGAAACGCUAGUCAAUAUUUUGUAAAGUACUUUGAACCGAACUCAUCGACUUUAUUGAAGAUUGACAUUGAAACGACAAAAAUGUCCGUUAACGUAACUGCAGAAACUUUUCCAAGCAUUGCCGAAACCUCACGUAACGUUCAGAUGCCUUUGCUAGCUUCAACCAGUUUCAGUCGCAUACAACAGGCUGCUGGAGAUGUGUUCGAAAUGACGGAGCCAGACACAUUACCGGAAUCCACGGAACGCUCGGAGCCGCCCGGAAUCAUGUCUAUCCUCUGUCUCGUGGCGCUUAAGCGGCGCCUCUGGCUGCUUCCCAUCCUCACUUCCAGUUGGCUCUUCUCCUCCUUCUGGAUAUCGUAUGGUAUAGCGGUGGGGUACAACCACACGGAGGCUGACUUCCCCUACAUCAGCCAUACUGCCAUUGAGGCCCCAGAACGCUGUGUCUUCGGUCAGUUGGUCAACAUUGGUGCCGUAAUGCUGGCAAUGAACGUUAUUCUUCGCUACCUCUACCUGAAGAGGUACUUCCUGUGUAAACAGGUCACGGUCACGGACCGCUGCUUCAAGGUCAACUUGGCUGGCCUCGUUCUCGGUUUUGCCUCGGCGUUUGGACUCAGCAUGGUGGCAAACUUCCAGACUGAAGUGCAAAGGAUACCCCACUACAUUGGCGCCUUCUUCGCAUUCGGGAUCGGCACCGUAUAUUGCUGGAUUCAGACGACGUUGUCAUAUAAAGUGCGAUGCCUGAUGACGGGCGACAAACUAUCCGACCAGAAAUUCCGCAAGAUGGCGCUAGUUAUUCUUCAGUUCAUUAACAGCGUCGUUAUGACGGUGCUUCUAGUGCUGUUUUCAACGUCUAAAGCAAUUUACAAAGUGCAGUCGACCAAGGGCUUGGGUUCAAAGUGGGACACGUUACGUGAGAUCUACCUGACGUCGACGGUGUCCGAGUGGCUCCUGGCGUUCUCAAUUCUGACGUUUACGUUGACGUUCGCGCCAAACUUCAAGAACGUCCGCAUGCACGACCCGCAUAUACAUCUGGAAGAGGAGUAUGAGAAGAAACAUUCUAUAUCGAGGCACGACGACAUCUCGGCCAACAACAACAGUAAUGGCGCGAUCCCCUACGGAACAGCAGACAAUGCUGUCUGAACGAAACGACGAAACAACUGUUGAUCAAGCGAAUCAUGACAUUUUAAAAGCAGUUGUGAUAACAUACAAAAUUGUCCGGAAGAUAGGCAAAAGCACUUAUGAGUUUAGAAUGACACCAGAACUUCGACGGAAAGUAUGUGAUAGAAAGCUUUGGUUGAGACGUUGAGUGCUGGCUUGUCAGGAAAUGGAAGGGCAGUUGAUGCAGUGCGAUCAAACUAGCAUAUUCCGUAGAAACAGUCUCAGGGCUAUAUAUUCCCGCAUUUUCGCCGGUUACCGCCAUCUGAGCGACACCGAAUUCGGACAUGUCGGUUUCGGACUCAGAUGAAGAAAAUCAGCAUCGGCAUUUACCCUUAAUCAAUCACAAAUAUACACAAAAUAGGUGGACAUAUACCUACAUGCAUCCAUGUUUGUUGCUGUAUUUAUCAAUGGCUUACAUACUUGUAGUUGAUAGUGUUUUUAGUCCCCUACCGGUUUCACCGGAGGGGACUUAUGGUUUUUGCUCCGUCUGUCAGUCAGUCAGUCAGUCAGUCUGUCACACUUUUCUGGAUCUUGCGAUAACUUUUUAAGUUUUUAAUAUUUUUUCAUGAAACUUGAAACAUGGAUAGAUGGCAAUAUGGACAUUAUGCACGUCAUUUUAUAUUGUUCCUACGUCAAAAAUUAUGGUUGCUUUGGCAACAAAUAGACUAGAAAUACUGCUGAAAAUGGUGGUUUUCUGGAUCCUGCGAUAACUUAUAAAGUUCUUAUUAUUUUUUCAUGAAACUUGAAACAUGGAUAGAUAGCAAUAUGAACAUUAUGCACGUCAUUUCAUUUUGUUCCUAAGUCAAACAUUCUGAUUGCUAUGGCAACAAAUAUAUAUAAAAAAAAAUCUGAAAAUGGUGGAAUUUCUGACAAUGGUGGAGCCGGUAGGGGACUUAUAUUGCUUGGCAAUAGUCUUGUUUAUUUGUAUUGUUUGCCUUAAAUCGUUUGCUUGUAUCGCCCAGUGUUAUACAAAUGGUUUUCAUAGAUAGCAUUUAAAGUUUAUAAUUUCAAAGUAUGGUGGUUUAACAAUCUAAGGCAAAGCUUUUUUCACAAUCAAACAAUACAUGUUGAGAAAGUUUAAAAUUGUUCUUUUUAAAAUAAUUUCCAAGUGAUUUAAAAAAAAUAUGUUCAAAUUGUGCCUGUAUUAUCCUCAAAUAUGAACAUUUGGCAUACAACCAUGCAACUGAUACUACCAUAUAAAACGGUAAUUUAACGUUCAUUUAAUGUCGAUCGGGUAAUAAUUAAAUUGUAUUUAGAUAACGCAUUAUUUUUGGCAUUAUAUUGUUAUUUGAAAUUGUACAUACAUGUACACAUUGUUUAUCAUUUUAAACGAAAAUGUGCAAUUAAUUACAUAAAUGUUUUAAUUUACAGUAGGAGAUAUUUUAUGUACAUGUAACCCGUAUUUCAUUAUUUUUGCAAAUAAAUUUUACGUCGAAAAUUUGCUCUUUCAAAAAAAUGUGUAAUUGAAAGUUCUAUCUAAAACACCAAAGGGCUAAUGUUUACUAAAAUCGUAUCAAAUAAGUUGAUCCAUCAAUAUAUGUUGACGCCACUGCACUUUUAGUUAUGUUUUAGAUUUAUGUAUAUAUAAGAUCAUUUGAGCCGCGUUCUGAGAAAACUGGACUUAAUGCAUGUGUGUAAA